AUGGAGACGGUGAGCGGGUUGCACCGGUUCGUGAUCCAGAGCACCUCCGGGGACACAGAUGUCCGAGCCCUCCUCGAGCUCACAGACGGCAGCCUGCAGCAGCAACCACACCUUUUCCUCCCUACCAAAGCAACCUCACCCAUCUUCCCUGCCCUCGAUGUGAACGGUCACGUUCACUACACAGAAGACUACCUCCAGAAGUGCAUUAACCAAGAUCAUGAUGCAUUGCCAAUCAAGCUUGCAGAUGGCGAGGUCUCCGUCGUCUCUCGCCUCAUCACAGGGAAUGACAGGAUGACCACCAUCACAACCAACUGGACAGAGUUCCACUGUCGUACAAACAUGCAUGAGGGUGACAUCUGCGCCUUCUACUUCAGACGCAAGGCAAGGUUUGAGCACCCGAGCCUUUUCGGCCCAUCGUCGUCGCCUGUCCCAGUUCCCCUGUUCAAUACUGCGAAACUGUUGUAUGCAGUGCUGUGCCCGUUGUACAUCUACCGCCAGAAGCACCCAGUCAACCUGCUGCUGCUCGGCGUCUUCACCGUGGCCAUCAGCUCCGCUGUGGGCAUGCCAUGUGCCUUCACUAGCGGCAAGGUCAUUUUGGAGGCAGCAAUUCUUACAACGGUGGUUGUCUUCAGCCUGACUGCUUACACUUUCUGGGCUGUAAAGAGGGGCAAGGACUUCAGCUUCCUUGGUCCUUUCUUAUUUGCUUCUCUCAUCAUGUUGCUCGUCUUUGGGUUCAUUCAGAUCCUCUUCCCGCUGGGCAAGCUUACUCACAUGAUCUAUGGCGCGCUGGCGGCACUCAUCUUCAGUGGCUACAUUGUCUAUGACACGGACAACAUCAUCAAGCGUUACACCUAUGACGAGUAUGUCUGGGCCGCCGUCUCGCUCUACCUUGACAUCAUCAAUCUGUUCAUGGCCUUGCUCACCCUGUUUAGUGCGGGUGACAGCUAAGUGCAUCGCCUUUUCACCUGCUCACGAGUCCUUGACUUGAAGAACUGUAUAGGCGCUUAUUAGUUUAGUUGAGUUGAUCCCUAGAGAGGAAACAUAUAAGAAAACUGACGUGCGUCGGUUCUAUGGAUGGUACUGUAGAUGUGAUGUUGGGUUUAGGGGGUCUUUGAUAUGCUGGAUUGGUGGUGUGCUGCUGCGUUUCUGAUAUCAUUUGUAUGGUCACGCGACUUCUGGACGAGGACAAUAUUGCUUCCCAGCACCUAGGAAUUGGUCUCAUGCCGCCGUAC
Triticum dicoccoides is the source of this 1232-nucleotide messenger RNA. RefSeq names its product protein LIFEGUARD 2-like. The record is from RefSeq and is a predicted model, not a curated record. Gene Ontology annotation, cellular component: membrane. The transcript has 6 exons. Lineage: Eukaryota; Viridiplantae; Streptophyta; Magnoliopsida; Poales; Poaceae. The coding region runs from base 1 to 948 and encodes 315 amino acids.